Molecule: messenger RNA, 5066 nt
Organism: Eleginops maclovinus (Patagonian blennie)
Lineage: Eukaryota; Metazoa; Chordata; Actinopteri; Perciformes; Eleginopidae
Gene: ptar1
Product: protein prenyltransferase alpha subunit repeat containing 1
Exons: 7
Coding region: 19-1422 (467 amino acids)
Biological process (GO): protein prenylation
Cellular component (GO): cytoplasm
Molecular function (GO): protein prenyltransferase activity
Source: RefSeq, a predicted model, not a curated record
UCAUUAGGUGCCAUAAAGAUGGCGGAGUCGGAGGAGGAGGUGGACGUCUUGGUCCAGCGAGUUGUCAAAGACAUCACCAACGCCUUCAAGAGAAACCCCAACAUUGAUGAGAUAGGUGUGAUCCCGUGUCCAGAGGCCCGCUACAAUCGCAGUCCCAUUGUGCUGUUGGAGAACAAGCUGGGUGUGGAGAGCUGGUGUGUCAAGUUUCUGCUGCCAUAUGUCCACAACAAGCUGCUGCUCUACCGCCAGCGCAAACACUGGUUGGAGAGAGAAGCUUUAGCGGAUAUCACCUGCACUCUGUUGCUGCUAAACCCGGACUUCACCACUGCAUGGAAUGUCAGGAAGGAGCUACUGCAGUGCGGAGUCCUUAACCCAGAGAAAGACCUCUACCUGGGUCAGCUGGCCCUCACCAAAUUCCCCAAGAGCCCAGAGACAUGGAUACACAGGCGCUGGGUGCUGCAGCAGAUCCUGCGUCAGAGCUCUGUAGCGGGCCGCAGCAAGAAGCCUCAGCAGAGCGAAGCGGACGCAGAGAGGAGCCAGCAGCUCAGCGAGCAUCUGGCCCGCACACUCCACCAGGAGAUGAAGGUGUGCUCCGACGCCGCCUGCCGUUACCCCAGCAACUACAACGCAUGGUCCCACCGCAUCUGGGUGCUGCAGCACAUGGCCCACGGCAACGUCAAGGUUUUCCAUGAUGAGCUGUCCUCCAUGCGCCUGUGGGUGUCCAUGCACGUGUCCGACCACAGCGGCUUCCACUACCGUCAGUUCCUGCUCAAGGAGCUGAUUACUGAGGUCUCCCAGACUCCAGCUUCCACCUCUUCCCCCCAGCAGCGGUGCAGCACAGCCCCCAGCAGCAGCAGCCCCCCCCAUCACAGCCACAGCCAGGCCAACGGGGAGCUGUCAGAAGCAGAGGCAGCAGCUGAGGAGGAGUGGCAGCUCAGCGUCAACACGGUCCUUCAGCUGCUCCACCAGGAGAUGGAGCUUUGCUCAGACCUCAUCCAGUCCUUCCCCGGGCAUGAGACCCUCUGGAGUCACAGGAGGCACGUCUUCUACUUGUGGCACCACUGGAGGAGGGACCAGCAGCAGCUGUGCAGCACAAACCAAGAGAGCAGUUCGCCGGUCCUCGGCAGUAAUGGUGGCCCGGGCCCCCACACGCUCAACGCCCAGAGCUCUGCAGGCGGGGGGGGCAGUGUGAACGGACAGGGCUGCGCUGCUGAAGCUAUGGAGGUAGACAGGGCGUCCUUGCCAGACCCGCGGGACAGCAAGCGCCUAAAGACAGGCGUCCUGCUGCCUAGCCCCCCCGCCCUGCCCUCUGAGCCCAGCUUUGUGAGCGGCGUUCUGGACGGCUGCUGCAACCCUGAGCAGAGACGCUUCGCACUGGCCUACAAGAAGUGGUUAGACACUGUUAUCAGUCAGCAGCCCUGAAAGAGACCACUGAGCCCCAUCGAGUUGCCUUUAGACACAGAUUUACGAUCAGCUGACUAAUGGUGUGUCAGAUGCAGCGCGGCCACUCUCCUUUAUUCUGAGAGCGCGAGGAAGUUUGACGACGCUAAGUCUGUUCUUCCCUCUGAAACAUCUGGAUUCUCUUGAGCUUCAUCUGAGCCAGCACCCCUUCAGAAUGGAAAUGUUCACUGCGUGGCCACCACGGGUCACCUCAGGUCAAACUGCCACUGCUUCCUUCAGUGGCAGUUCGGCAUUCUUCUGCACAUCUCACUUUGUUUCAGUAUUUCAGAAACGAAAUGCAGCUGCCACAGGAGGAGCACAAAGCAGAAUGUGCAUGCAUUCUAACUCACUUAAAAACCUCACUUAACAAAGGAAAUAAUCAUAAAUAAAUAGAGUAGGAUUAAUAAAUGACACAAUAAAUUGUCACAUAAUUAUUAAACCUCAAUUUAUUAAUAUGAAUUGUUAUUUAUUACUUGUAUUUUACAGUAACAGUUUUCUUUGAGUUUUCUUCUCCUUUCAAAUGUCUUAAUUCUAAAGUGGAAGCUGAGGGGGAAUAUGAUAAAAAGGAACAACAAUAGGAAAACUUCACUUUGCAUUGUUUAGGUUCCAGCGUUUUUCUCAAUGGGACAUGAGACUGUUUCUCAAGAGACCUGACGCAGAGGAUCAUGGGACAUCUCUGCCCUCAUUUGUUGCAGUGACAGUGUUCAAGCACAUCCCGGUUUUCCUUCAAACUUCUUAAAUUUCCUUUCUGAAGGUGGUAACAUUUAUUAAUCAUGUCAUUUUCUCUCCUUUCCCUCUCUGUGGGUCCUUGGUUUGCUGCUCCUGGUCGAUUUCACUGCUGAAUACUUUCAGUGACUCCUAUCUAUGUAGCUAAGUGCUAAGUUACAGUAGCUUGCAACAGAAAGCCAAAAAAAGCUAUUAGUUAGCGGAAUAAAACUUUAUGUUUACCAUGUGUGGAGUCCUAGCUAACUUGCAAAGUCGUACCUUCUGGCAACCUGAAGCACUUAAUAUAUAAGCAGAGAAAUGUUAGCUUUAGCAGUUUAGUGGCACUGAUGUUUGACUUGAAGGAUAAAGAGCGGGGGAAGUGCCCUCCCCACCCGACAUUCUCUGGUGCUACAUGCUGCCGUUUCUAUACCUACUUCAUCUGUUACAGGUGUGUAGUGUGUAACACUGAACAGCACUUUGGACUAUUUGAUGAUUAUAGGCAAUCAUUGUUUGUGGGGUACCAUUGCUAACUAUUUUUGAACAUAUUGUCUUUUAUUUUGCACCAUGCUUGUUAACAAUUAGUCCUAUCUGCUUUGUGUUACUACCUUGUACAAAAAUAGAGGUAACAGGAAAAAGGUCAUGGUCUACCUUCUGUAUUUGUGUUAAGGAUUAACUUAUAACACUCUUUAAGAGUUGUGACAUGCUGCACAGUCCACCCCUUCAAUAGAGUGGUGCAGUAACAGAAGUUAGCAUCGCAAGGGCUCCCUCAAUUAAAAGCAAUGGGAUUAUAAAGAUAGAAAAUAAGAUCCAUCAAAAGUAAUUGAUACUUACACAUGUGUUCUGCAGGAUAAUCUCCACUUUAUGAUUUUUUUUAAGCUUAAAUGCAAUAAUCAGAAGUAAAAAGCUAACGUUAGUCUAUAAGCUACAGCACAGUCACUUGACUUCACAUCAGCGCUACGCUAAAGGCGGCUAAUGUUAAGUGUAAAUGGACUCAUUUGGACGCUUGUAAGAAGCAGCUGUUUUUGUGACAUAAAAGCUUCCGAAAUUCACCAGGGAGGUAUUUAAGGAAUUAUGUUGUGUUGUUAAACAACAUUCAAACAUCUCUUCAGCUUGUGUUAAUCACAACCAAAAAGACUUCCAAUAAACUCCUUAGACGAGGGAUCCGGAAGUGGUAACGUGCUAACUAAUUUCUGGGAUUUUGGACUAAAUCCUGCACCACUCUAUAAUGUAGAAGGUGAAAAUGCUAGCGCCUCUUUCCACACCGUCUCAUCUGUAUUAAUAAGGGAAGAAUGGUGUAUUAGAAAAAUAUAAUGGACGUCAGUUGGAAUAGGAUCCAUUAUGGGCCCUUCUCACUAUUUGUUUAGCUUUGUCAAUGACUAUAUCGGCACACAAGGUAACAACAUACAUUAACGGAGGAGUUUGUUACAUUAGCAUUCACAAUAUAGUUAAGUUGCCAGCACUGUGAACCCAGAAAUGUGGAGUACCCCAACGUUUUAUUUUAGAAAUGCAAAGUGCGGGUCUCAGCUCAUAGAAACUGCCAGAUGCUAACUUGCAUAUGUUGGUCAAUUUGCACAACAAGCAUCAGUUGUAUUAAUUAAAAUGAUGGCAUUCUAGGCUAUAUAAACAAUAGUAAAACAAAAAAUGACCUUGCUGAUUUGGACCGUUUUGGAGUGGUUUGGGGGCUUAUUGGGGAUGCUGAGUCCAUCUGAUAUUUUCAGGAUUAAAAAUGGCAGUUUAAACCUUAGAGUGGCCAUAUUUGUACUCUGUGGGAUGAUUUUGAUUACCAUGAGCACUGUUGCAACUAUUGGAUUUAGAAAGCACAAGAUGAAAAGGAUUACCUCUAAUGUGGACCAUUGUUUUUCAAAUAAAUAGGCCAUGUGUCCAAUCGAAAUGAUCCAGAAACCCCUAAAUCUUCCAAAUGGAUCCAAAAUUAAUGAAAAUCAGCCCACCGAGAGUACAAAUAUUGGCAUUUUCUGCUUAAUGCUGCCAUUUUUUUUAUCCUUAAAUGUCAGAAAUGGACUAAGCAUCCUCAAUAACCCCCAAAACCACUCCAAAAUGGUCUAAAUCUGACAAGCCAUGUCCACACUAUUGUCCACAUAUAAUGGUAAAGAUAGCAAAUCAACACAACUUAUGCUCAUUGUGCAAAUUGUCCAACAUAUGCAAGUUACAGUAGCAUCCGGCAGUUUCUAUGAGCUGGGGACCCCUACUAUACAUUUCUAACAUGAAACGUUGGGGUGCUCCAUGAGCUCGCAACUAGACUACUAUGUUCACAUGCAUCUCAGAUCACAUCUGAAUGUGGCAGGAGGCUUGGCGUUCCAGUGGGCCCAGGUGCAGUGUGUGUAAUAUGUAGAGGUUCCUUCUGAUUGGCUAGAUCAAGAGGAAAUGCUGCAUUUUGAUUUGUGCAGACGCUGGCUAGUCCACAUUGCCAAGCUCCCUGUUCCACCAUCUCCAUUAGCUUCCACGUUGUACCUAGCUUCUCUUAGAAACUACAAUGUAAGAGUUAUGAAGUAAGAUGCUUUAUCACCUCAGAUCACUGUGUAUAUGAUCAUAGAUAAUCUUGAAACUAGUAUUUUUUGAGCCGUGUAUUCUUUAAGUUUGUAAACCAAGAACGGGUGCAUAUCAGAACUGUACGGUGGGGGUAUUUUAACAACCUUGUAUACCUAGUACACAAACUUUUGAAUACAAGACUAUCUAUGCAGAAAUGUUUUUUUAAAGGUUCAACAAGCUUUUAAAAGACUAAUGUAGCUUUUUGUUUUUUCUAAUUUAUUCUUCAGUUUACUUCAGUGGAGGGUAUGUCCUUCAUGAAUAAUCCCUAGCAUCUCAUUCAUUUUCUAUUUAUUUAUAGAGUCUUUUAUCUUCACUUUCAUUGUUUUGUCAUCUGCUUACCAAGAUAAUAAAUAUCAUCUGGGGUAAAGGUAUUA